Molecule: messenger RNA, 1797 nt
Organism: Schistocerca gregaria
Lineage: Eukaryota; Metazoa; Arthropoda; Insecta; Orthoptera; Acrididae
Product: metalloendopeptidase OMA1, mitochondrial-like
Exons: 2
Coding region: 216-1610 (464 amino acids)
Biological process (GO): protein quality control for misfolded or incompletely synthesized proteins; mitochondrial protein processing
Cellular component (GO): mitochondrial inner membrane
Molecular function (GO): metalloendopeptidase activity
Source: RefSeq, a predicted model, not a curated record
AGUGUGUUUGUUUUGUUUUUAUUGACAGUACAAUGUCAGUUUCUGCUAACACACAUAAAAAUUUUAGUGUCAUUUUAUUUUAUACAUGUUGUGAGAGGUUACAAGUCAGUUGGUAUAUUAUGAAGUUUUUUUUACUUUCUGGUGCUGUAGUGUGGUGUUACUGAUGUGGUGCCAUCAUUUUAAAAUAUGCUAAGUGCUUGGUAGCUUCCCAGAUUAUGGCAUGGAAAGCUAUCGUACAGAGGCAUCUCCUGCAGACAAAUGUAUUUUCUAUUGCAAAAGACUCUUGUAGUCGGCAAAAGAGUUUGUUAUGGUGCCAUUUACACAAUUUUAAACAGUGUCACCAUGUGCCUUUUGAAAGAUCAUCAGAUGUUACAAAAUUAGCUUAUUCAGUAAGUGAGCUUCAUCCAAAUUAUUUUGUAAAGAACAGUUUUACUUUCUUAACGUCUCAUAACCAUGCAACAACCAGGCAUUCCGUUUUAUUUAGACAAACUGUGCUGAGAAAUCACUGCAGAAAUUAUUCAGUAUAUACCGUUUUGUAUAUAGCUGAUCCUGUACUUCGGACAAUAUCAGUAAUGGUUGGCCUCAAACUUCGUCACUGGUGGAAAAAUCUAACACCUAAUGAAAAGGAUAUUUUUUUUGAAGCUGUGAAGAGAAACAUCGUUGCUGUUUUAAUUAGUUUUGUUUUGUUGCAUUCUGGAUUUCUGAUGCUUUAUGCUUACUACCUUGAAUUUGAUCCAGUAACAAAUAGGAGAAAGCUUGUAGUAUUUUCAGAUGACCAAAUAAGUGAGAUAGCAGCUUCAGAGCAAAGGAGAAUUAUUAAGAGACACGAAGUAAAUAUCUUACCCACAACCCAUCAACUCCAUCAAAUCAUUGGAAAGAUAGUCACAAAAAUUGUGGAUUCAAAUGAUGAAAUUCCUAAUAUUAGAAAUAAAAUGUGGUCUAUUUAUGUUGUUGAUAGCCCAGAGAUAAGAAAUGCCUUUGUCUUACCAAAUGGUGCAAUAUUCUUCUUCACAGGCUUGCUUACUGUAGCAAGCAAUGAUGAUCAAACUAGUAUUAUAUUGUCACAUGAAAUGGCUCAUACUGUAUUGUCACACAUGGCAGAACAAAUUAGUAAUGUUCAUUUUCAUAAUUUAUUAUUUAAUCUUGCUAUUAUUGUAAUCUGGGCAACCAUGCCAAUCCUCUAUGCAUUUCCAUGUCAAUGGUUAGCAGAAUAUCUUGCAAAAAUGUUUGUGGAACUCCCAUUCAGUCGCAAUCUUGAGUUAGAAGCUGAUAAAGUUGGCCUCAUCUUAGCUGCAAAAGCUUGUUUUGAUGUCAGAGAGGCAAGUUUGCUGUGGUCCAAGUUAAAAUUGUUGGCUUCCCUUGAAGGAGGUUUAAGUAGUGAGCCUGCUGAAAUAUUCUCUACUCAUCCUAGUUAUGAGACAAGGAAGAGGCAUCUUGAUAGUCAGAUACCAGCAGCUCUUAAAUUAAGAGAAAAAUGUGAUUGUCCUCGUUUGCCAGGAAAUGAUCCAAGGGAAUUCAUUAACAUAAUGCUCCAUGAUCUUGAGGAACUUCAGAGAAACCAUAAAUCAAUUUAUAUUAUAUCAAAGAUACUAGGUAAUCAAUCAAAAUAAGAGAAUUCUUAGUGCUGCAUAAGUGGCAAAUGGGUGAUGGCUGUGGGCUUACACAGUUUCAAAGAACAGAGAUUCAUGAUAAUGUUUCUCAGUUCAAACAUUCAGGUAAUAUUCUUAGUCACAUAUUUUAUGGAUGAUUAUAAAGCUUAAUAAAAUGACCAAUAAACAUCUGCAAAAAAGUAUUUAA